Triticum aestivum (bread wheat) is the source of this 725-nucleotide messenger RNA. RefSeq names its product histone H2A.1-like. Gene Ontology annotation, cellular component: nucleosome. The coding region runs from base 85 to 525 and encodes 146 amino acids. Lineage: Eukaryota; Viridiplantae; Streptophyta; Magnoliopsida; Poales; Poaceae. Gene Ontology annotation, molecular function: protein heterodimerization activity; structural constituent of chromatin; DNA binding. The transcript is spliced from 2 exons. The record is from RefSeq and is a predicted model, not a curated record.
CAGAGCAGCGCGCAGUAUUCCAAUCCAGCACCCCAGCCCACCGCACUUGAGUAGUUUCCCGUUCGCCGGAGAAGCAGCAAGAAGAUGGCCGGAAGGAAGGGCGGCGAGAGGAAGAAGGCGGUGACCCGCUCCGUGAAGGCCGGGCUCCAGUUCCCCGUCGGCCGCAUCGGGCGCUACCUCAAGAAGGGCCGCUACGCGCAGCGCGUCGGCUCCGGCGCCCCCGUCUACCUCGCCGCCGUCCUCGAGUACCUCGCCGCCGAGGUCCUGGAGCUGGCCGGCAACGCGGCCAAGGACAACAAGAAGACGCGCAUCAUCCCGCGCCACCUGCUGCUGGCCGUCCGCAACGAUCAGGAGCUCGGCAGGCUGCUCGCCGGCGUCACCAUCGCCCACGGCGGCGUCAUCCCCAACAUCAACUCCGUGCUGCUCCCCAAGAAGUCCCCCGCCGCCGCCGAGAAGGAGGCCAAGUCGCCCAAGAAGAAGGCCGCCACCAAGUCCCCCAAGAAGAAGGCCGCCACCAAGGAGUAGCCGUCGCCAUAGCCUAGCCAGUGUGUACUCUGUUCCAUUUCUCAUAAAUACCCAAUGGUUCACGGGGACAUCUGUCCCCGGAAUCUCACCAUUCACUCAGCCCUGAUCUCUGACCUACCUAUUAGUAUUUUUUCUUUCUCUGGACCAUUUCUCUUCGUAUUACUCCCUCCUUACCAGUUUAUAAGGCUCAUUUCAAAAUC